Messenger RNA from Bradysia coprophila, 2929 nucleotides. RefSeq lists its product as uncharacterized. The record is from RefSeq and is a predicted model, not a curated record. Lineage: Eukaryota; Metazoa; Arthropoda; Insecta; Diptera; Sciaridae.
GGUAAAUUUCAUUGCUAGCACAUUCGUGUCGCAACAUUUGAGUGGACUCACAUAAUUUCCUUUUGGCUAACGAAAAAUCCUGAAAUCAGCUUUAAGAUUGCGAAAUAUGCACAGCUGUGUGUAAUUGGUGAAAAAUGUCCACCAAGAAGCACAACGACCAUUCAUACGAAUCAAGUCACAAAAGCCAUCGGUCACGAAUAACGGACAUGAGAUAUCGUUCUGUAACUACUAGUUCAUCCGAUAACCAAACUUCGAAGUUAAAAAGAAUACGUUUGGCACAUGGACGUUCACCACAACAUCGAUCCAAAAGAUCCCAAAGUAGGAGUUGUGAACGAAAUUGUUGCCGAAGAAGAAGUAACCGACCCAGAAGCUGUAGUCGAGACCACAGCCACCGACGGUCAGAAAGUAGUAGCGUCAGUGAACGUCAAAGAAGCGGCGAUCGGCAGAUCAGAUAUCGUUCUACUAGCCCAUCCGAUGGCCAUACUGUAAAAGCAAUUUCAACUUAUGAAAGAUCAUCACAUAGUCGAUCCAGAAGGGAUCGAAGAAGUUGUGAUGGAAGAAGUUAUCGAUCCAGAAGUCAUCAACGAUCCCGUCAACCAAAAAGCAGUUUAUAUAGACGACACAGAAGGUGCCAAUCGAGAGAUCGAUGUUGCAGAACACAUCGGCGGAGCAGAUAUCGUUCUGCAAGUGAUAGCUCGUCCGAUGACCAAACAUCACGAGAAUCCAGAAGCCGUCCUACGAAACGUCGUAGACAAAGAAGUCGUCGAUCUAGAUCCAGAAGCCGAUGCUACAAUCAUGAACAAUCUCCUCGAUCAGGGAGUAGGUGCAAAAGUCGAUAUAAUAAAGCACACAGAAGUCGUCGUUCUAGUAGUUGGGAUAGACGUUGUACUACCUGUAACGGAGGUCGAUCUAUAACUGGAAGAACAUCCAGCCCAUCAGGUGGCCUUGUUUCAAAGUUACGUAAAUCGAUCUGUGAAAAAUCAACACAAACGGAUUAUGGCCACUCAUUUUAUCCAAUUAAUCCGGCGUAUCCCAUUUACCAGGAUACUCGCAUACAAAACGAUUACUCACUCGUACUUCCGGAUCUCACAGACUAUGCAUUUCUUGAUCCGCUGAUUGCAGAUCCUUUCCUGGAUCCACUAGCAGAUAGUCGAUUCGAAUGGCAAAAUACAAGCGUCUCAGGCAACUUCAAUGAUGUUAACCAAACUCAACCAACAGAUGACAAUGGGACGAAUAUGGAUAACGUAACAAAUAGUAAGGAAUCUCUACCGGAUGUUGUAGCGAACCAACAGUUAAACACGGUUUGUAGAGUGGAAAUUAAACGCCUACCUCUAGAUAUGGAACAGCUGCGUAAAAUGAUUCAAACACCCAAAGUUGAGAACAUCAAUCCGGAGUGGCACAGUUUGAACGAGAAAAUGGACUGUAAAAUCUGUUCAAUGUGCUUCAACAGUCAAUCCAAAUUAGUUAAGCACUACGUGAUGCGUCAUCCAACUGAUGAAAUAUUUCCUAGUCGGGUUACACCCAUCGCUGCUGAAUUAUUACGCAGCUCAGUUCAUCAAUGCAAACGAAUUAAAUCCGUCCGUACCCACCGUUCCGUAUUCGAACAAUUCUGUUACUUUUGCAACCAGAUUAAAAUCUUGACGAGAUUCGCUUGGAGCAAUCACUUAGCAUCGCACACCGGCUGCUUCGAAUUUCCAUAUUAUGGAAGUGUGUGUGAAAGUGGACCUCAAUUCGAAUGGGCCAAUGUAAGGGCAACAUUAUGCGAUUUAUGCAAUUACGUUCGGUUUAGUGAAACUGACAUGGAGAAUCACCUAAAGAACGAGCACGGACGUGAUGCUACGAACAAUUUUAAAGAAGUCACAUUCUUGCGUUUUAUGCUGUGCCAUGGAGAUCGCUGGCGAGUUUCCGGGCAGCUUAUAGCUCGAGUCAAUUGGUUUAAGUCUCCUCUAAUCAAGCAACUGAAAGGCGACGACUCAUCGGCAAUUGUUAAAAACAACAAUCCUGAGUGGCAUUGUUUGAAUAAAGAAAAGGGCUGCAGAAUCUGUGGGAGCAGAGAUUCCACAGUUGGUCAUUACGUUAAUGUUCAUCCGAACACGGAAGUCGUCGUAAGUCGUCUCGAUCCUUCCGUGGCAAUGUUUUUGCGAAGUCUAUUAUAUUCGCCAAAAUGUAAAGUGGUCGGCGGUGUCGAUCGUCAGCUCUUCGAGCAGUAUUGCUAUUUUUGCAACAAAUCUCAAUGCUUCUCAAAACAUGGAUGGAUCGAACAUAUCAUACGGCAUACGGGGUACUACAAUGGACAGUGUUGCUCUAAUAUGUUGGGAAUAGGAGAUUGUUCGAGGUGUAAGGGCAAGAGAACAAGAUUGAAGAGCGUACAUCAAUUUAAUGGACGGAAUUUGACUGGAUACCUAUGCGAUUUGUGCAACUUUAUUCGAUUCGAUCGAACCGAAAUCCAGAAUCAUUUGCGAAAUGAACACGACGGCAACAAUGGUAUAGACGAUUUCGAAGAAGUUGUUUUCCUAACUUUUCCUGAUUGUCCGAAACGAAGGAGCAGUGUGGCUAAUAUCCCGUCCAUUGUGGCAGAUGAACCGUUGCCGUUGGUGGAAAAAAUGGAGGGAGUCGCUGCGACGAAUGUAGAGUUAACUUCGUCGGUGGGCAGUCAAAACGAAGAUUUUGGAGAAGGAAUUAUAUCACUUGUGCCAGCGGUAGCGACAGGCGAAUUCAACGGUUAAUGGACAAAAACAGCUGAGAUCCUUUGUAAUCAAACGAACAAAAUGAAUUUUUCUAUUUCUUUUUUUUCUAAAUUGUUUACCAUUGAUUUUGGUAUUGCUGAAAUGGACAAAUUUUUUAUUUAACAAGGGACAAAUUGUUUUUGUUUAUCCAGCCCACAUUAUUGUACAUAAUAUUUCAGAUGAAUAUUACGUUGAAAAAGAAU